AACACGAGACCUUAUUCUGCUGCGGAGAGGAUUCACCUGCUCUGUCUGCAGCUGGCAUCAGAGCCUCCCAUCUCUCUGAACAUCUGCUGCCCCCCUAUUUCUCCAGCCCGCUGAGAUUCUGCCCCUACAGCAGUCAAACAGUAUGAAACUGCUCUCUGUGUUGGUACUUGGCACGCAGAUCUUUCACUGCCUUUCUGCAGUGGCUCAAGGCCAACAGCCCUCCUACAGAGCACUCUCUUGCAACGCUUUGAGGGUAGUGGCUGCAGCAGAUCUGGCAGUUGAGCAAAUGAAUGCUGAGCGAUCAGGAGGUUACAAGUAUAUCCUCAACAAGAUCGAAAACGCUCAGGAGAAGAGGGGGAAAGGCGGGUCAUCCUCCUUGUUCUUAGAAUUUGAGGUGCUGGAGACUCGGUGCCACUCACUGAAUCCCAAACCUGCAUCGGAAUGCCAAAUCAGGUCGGGCCGUGAAGCUAAUUCUGGGGACUGCAAAGUGAAAUUGCAGAUGAAUUCAACAAGAAAGGUUCAUGUUCAGAGCUACAGGUGCUUAAUCUCCCCAGAUUCGGAUGAUAUGAUUUUAAGAAGAUGUCCAGGCUGCCCCUAUCGAAUACCUUUGAACAACACAGACGCCACACAUUCUGUCAUGAUCGCAUUGCAAAAAUAUAACAGGAAAAGCAACAGGACAAACUAUUUUGCCUUGCAUGAAAUAACAAAAGCUUCCUCUCAGAUUGUUGCUGGGAAAAAUGUAUUUGUUGAAUUUGCGAUCCAAGAGACUGCAUGCAGUAAAGCUUCCCAGCGUCCAGACUGUCAGGCAGGGUUGGGAGCAUUGAAGUCUACUCACACGGGCUUGUGUACCGCCUCUGUCUAUAUGCCCAUUUUUGGGAAAGAGAAGAUUGAAGUGAACUGUGAACUCUAUGAACCGCAGGUGGUGGCCAAUACAAGGAAGAGUGUGAAUAAAGGAGGGAUCAAGAGAGGUCGUGCUAAAGAAAAGGGACGUGUCUCAAGGAGCAGGCGGCAAUCACCUUCACAUAAAGGCCAGCCACAUGUCAAGAAGCAGCCAAGUGGCAGAGCUGCAACUACAAGGAGAAUUGAAUCAUCCGAGGAGGUUCAAGGGUCUUUUGGCUUUGUUAUCGGUACUGGAGGUACAAAUGGGAACUCCCAAUCUCAAACAUUCCCAAUACUGCCCCCGCCUCGAACAGCCUGCCCAGGGAGGGCCCGUUACACUAGACCAGGCUUCCAGCCUAUCUGAUCUUGUUUUGUGAUGCCUCCCAAGAGAAGUGAGCCAAUCAAUUCCUCCUGAUAAGAAAACAAUCUGCAUUGACGCAAAAACAGCGCGGAAUUCAGAGACGAGUCAUUUCAUGUGGACUGAACCAAGCUGAAAGCAAAGUCUGUAAAUGAUGCCUGCGUUUGAUUAAUUAAAGUU
Molecule: messenger RNA, 1417 nt
Organism: Callorhinchus milii (elephant shark)
Lineage: Eukaryota; Metazoa; Chordata; Chondrichthyes; Chimaeriformes; Callorhinchidae
Product: fetuin-B-like
Biological process (GO): negative regulation of endopeptidase activity
Cellular component (GO): extracellular region
Molecular function (GO): cysteine-type endopeptidase inhibitor activity
Source: RefSeq, marked provisional